Messenger RNA from Andrographis paniculata, 1659 nucleotides. RefSeq names its product ATP phosphoribosyltransferase 2, chloroplastic-like. The transcript has 11 exons. Gene Ontology annotation, biological process: L-histidine biosynthetic process. Gene Ontology annotation, cellular component: cytoplasm. Bases 127 to 1305 code for a protein of 392 amino acids. The record is from RefSeq and is a predicted model, not a curated record. NCBI's taxonomy places the organism in Eukaryota, Viridiplantae, Streptophyta, Magnoliopsida, Lamiales, Acanthaceae. Gene Ontology annotation, molecular function: magnesium ion binding; ATP phosphoribosyltransferase activity.
CCUUUUGUUUUUUCCUUUUAACCUAUAAUAAUAAGGGGAGUUCAUUUCCUGGUCGUAUCACAUCAGCAAUCUCUAUCGGCGGCGGCGGCACGGCGGCGUUUGAUUUCUUUGGUGGAGAGUUGGAAUAUGUCUCUGGUGCGUACGAUCUUCCUACAAUGCCCUCCGAUUCCGCAUUUGCCCACUGCGUUCUCUUCCAGAGGUACGGUUUCGGUGAAGUUCGACGUUUCCUGUUGCUGCGUUGCCACGCCGGAGACUCUGGUCAGAGAGAGCGUGGAUGAGAAGCGGUUCCAGAGAACCGAAGUGCGCCUCGGCUUGCCGAGCAAAGGUCGAAUGGCGACCGAUACUCUCGAUCUUCUCAAGGAUUGUCAAUUGUCCGUGAGGCAGGUGAAUCCGAGGCAAUACGUUGCUGAUAUUCCUCAGAUUCCAAGUUUAGAGGUUUGGUUUCAACGCCCUAAAGAUAUUGUGAGGAAAUUGGUAUCAGGAGAUUUAGACCUUGGAAUUGUUGGUUUGGACACUGUAAAGGAAUAUGGACAGGGGAAUGAAGAUCUUGUUCUUGUCCAUGAUGCUCUUGACUUUGGAGAUUGCCGUCUAUCUCUAGCAAUUCCCAAUUAUGGCAUAUUUGAGGGUAUAAAUUCUUUGGAAGAGUUAGCACAGAUGCCACAGUGGACACCCGAGAAGCCCCUAAGAGUUGCCACCGGCUUCACACAUUUGGGUCCUAAGUUUAUGGAAGAAAAUGGCCUAAAGUAUGUGAAAUUUUCUACUGCUGAUGGUGCUCUGGAAGCAGCUCCAGCUAUGGGAAUAGCCGAUGCUAUCGUGGAUCUUGUGAGUAGCGGAACCACAUUAAAAGAGAAUAAUCUAAAAGAAAUCAAAGGUGGAAUCAUCUUGGAGAGUCAGGCUGUAUUCGUUGCUAGUAAAAGGUCAUUGAUCCAGCGAAAAGAUGUGCUCGAUGUAACUCACGAAAUGCUCGAAAGACUGGAAGCACAUUUACGCGCUGUUGGUCAAUUCACAGUAUCUGCCAACAUGAGGGGAAGCAGCGCCGAGGAAGUAGCCGAGCGAGUACUCACCCAGCCAUCUUUAUCCGGCUUGCAGGGCCCGACAGUAAGCCCAGUUUUUCGAAUGCGCGAUGGGAGUGUUGUAGCUGAUUAUUUUUCUGUAGUUAUUUGUGUGCCGAAAAAAGCACUUUAUAAAUCCAUUCAGCAGCUUCGGGCGAUCGGAGGGAGUGGUGUUCUGAUUAAGCCUCUGACUUACAUCUUUGACGAGGAAACUCCUCGAUGGUUAGAACUUCUUUCGACUUUGGGGUUGUAAUAUCGGGAUCGACUACCGGCAUUGCUAUGGUGUUUGUUGGCAGGGGGGGCAGAGAAGGUUUUUGUAAGUCUUAGACUUAGCCUCAAAUCAAAUGUUCUCAGCUGGUUCUUACAUUACAUUUAUAGGAUUAUUGCUUGCUUGUUUGUUUACUGGUUACUCUGUCCAGUUGAAUGAAUACACAUUAGAUUAAUAAUAGUAGUAGUGGUUAUGCUAUUAAGUGUUAAUUUCUUUCGCAAGACUAUCAUGUCAUGAAAUGGCCAAAGCCAAGACUAUCAUGUCAUGAAAUGUUAUGCUAUUGUUUGGGGUUUGGAUUUUGAGGUGGGAUUUGAAUAGUAAAAGUUUUGAAUUUGAAUA